CCGAGAGUGGUUCAUAAAAACAACUGGAUCCAUUCUUCCACUGAAAACAUGCUGAAGGGCUUGACCACGCCACGCGCAUGCGCAUCAGUACAUUCUGGCUGUUGGGAUUCAGGGCGGAAAACCUUCCAAGAACCUUUCAAAAUAAGAGAUUUGUGUCUGCUGCUGGCAGCACCGAAAGAAGAAAGCGGCGGUGGGGGCUUGAUGAAGGCUACUACCGCCGUGUGGGAGGAUUUCUACCCGAUUCUGGUCGAAGGUCGGGACCUCUCUGAAGCUGCUCAAAGCUCCAAAAGUCAAAACAAAGAAAAGAAAAGAACAGAGAGGAUUUGUAUUCAGCAGGCAAAUAAUCCCCCCUGAUUGAUAGAGAAAGGCUGUUUUUCCUGCUCGUGAAUGUGGAGGAGCACGCAGCUGGAAGUCGUGUUUUUCCUGUUUUCCCGGGCGCGUGCCUCAGUCUAACUUGACCGCCUCCUCCCAUCGGCUCCAGCCAAGAAGACUUCCGGUGGUGUGUCAUGGCGGUGGCAUGGUGAAUCCCACCGAAAGCCAACAUUUUACGGCCCGCUCGCGACCUCUGCUUCGCCCACAACCCAUUUUCAUGUAGAAACGAGCCGCUCGGUUCCGGCUCCGUCGCGAGGACUCAGCAGCGCCGCCGCCCGCGUCGCUCCGGCCGGCCAUGGCGGCCCACAAGCCCGUGGAGUGGGUCCAGGCCGUGAUCAACAGAUUCGAUGAGCAGCUUCCCAUCAAAGUGGGCCAUCAGAACACCCACAGUAAAGUGAGCACCGAGCACAACAAGGAGUGUCUGAUCAACAUCUCCAAGUACAAGUUCUCCCUGGUCAUCAGUGGGCUCACCUCCAUCCUCAAAAAUGUCAACAACAUGCGGAUCUUUGGAGAAGCCUCCGAGAAGAACCUGUACCUGUCGCAGCUCAUCAUCCUGGACACCCUAGACAAGUGCCUGGCCGGGCAACCCAAGGACUGCCUGCGUCUGGAUGAGACCAUGCUGGUCAAGCAGCUACUGCCCGAGAUCUGCCACUUCAUCCACACAUACCGAGAGGGCCACCAGCACGCCGCCGAGCUGCGGGCCUCCGCCUCCGCCGUCCUCUUCUCUCUGAGCUGCAACAACUUCAACGCCGUCUUCAGCCGCAUCGCCACCAGGCUGCAGGAGCUGACCGUGUGCUCGGAGGACAACGUGGACGUUCAUGACAUCGAGCUGAUGCAGUACAUUAAUGUGGACUGCUCCAAGCUGAAGAAGCUGCUGCAAGAAACGGCGUUGAAGUUUCGGGCUCUGAAGAAGCCUGCCCAGCUCACUGUCAUCAACAGUUUGGAGAAGGCCUUCUGGAACUGGGUGGAGAACUAUCCAGAUGAGUUCACCAUGCUGUACCAGCGUCCACAGGCAGACAUGGCAGAAGCUGCAGAGAAGCUGUUCGACCUGGUGGACAGUUUUGCUGAGAGCGCCAAGAGGAAGGCGGCGGUGUGGCCCCUGCAGAUCAUUCUCCUCGUCCUCUGUCCAGAGAUCACCCACACCAUCUCCAAAGACACAGUGGAGGACAGCAAAGCCAACAAGAAACAGUUUCUGGAUAACAUGAGGAAGGCGCUGGCGGGUCAAGGCGGGAACAAGCAGCUGAUGGAGAGCGCCGCUGUCGCUUGCGUGAAGCUCUGCAAGGCCUCCACCUAUAUCAACUGGGAAGACCACUCCACCAUUUUCCUCCUGGUCCAGUCCAUUGUAAUGGAUCUUAAGGCAAUGCUGUUCAACCCGGCCAAGCCCUUCUUCAGGGGGACGGGCAGCCAGAACGCCGACGUGGAGCUGAUGACCGACUGCUUCGUCUCCUGUUUCCGCAUCAACCCUCACAACAACCAGCACUUUAAGGUCUGCUUGGCCUCGUCCUCUCCGUCGACCUUUCACUUUGUCCUGGUCAACUCGCUGCACAGAAUAAUAACCAACUCUCAUCUGGACUGGUGGCCGAAGAUCGACACGGUGUACUGCUACUCUGCAGAGCUUCGCUUCAUGUUCUCAGACACCAAGUCCCGGGUGAUCCAAGCCGCCGGAGCGCACCCGCCUGUGCGCAUCACCCCGAGUCUGACCUUCAUAGGGAAGAAGACCCCCAGCCUCAAAAGUAAGGACAAAGCCACGGACCUCGACACUAACAAGUGCCUCCUCCUCGCACUGGUCAAGCUCAUCCAUGCAGACCCCAAACUCCUGCUGCAUAACCCAGUGGUGAGACAGACUCCAGAGACUCAGAGCAGCACGGCAGAGCUCAUCAUAGGCCUGGUGCAACUCGUCCCACUCAACAGCACCACACAGCUGUCACAGGAAGCCAUGGAGGCUCUGCUGGUUUUACAUCAGCCAGAGGCCAUUGAGCUGUGGAACCCUGAUGCCCCAAUGGAGACUUUCUGGGACAUAAGCUCACAGGUGCUCUUUAAGAUCUGUCGCAAACUCAUCGACCAGCAGAUGGCGAACGGGACCGAGGUGCUGAAGUGGCUGAGGGAAAUCCUCAUCUGCAGGAACAAGUUUCUGCUCAAAAACAAGGAGUGUGCCACCAUGGGAGGUGGCAUUCCCAUCUGCCGGCAGGCGCAGACCAAGCUAGAGGUUUGUCUCUACAUGUUCCUGUGGAGCCCGGACACCGAGGCCGUGCUGGUGGCCAUGUCCUGUUUCCGCCACCUCUGUGAGGAGGCGGACAUCCGCAGCGCCGCGGACGAGGUGGCCGUCCAGAACAUCCUGCCCAACUUCGCCACCUUCAGUGAGCUGGCCUCUGUCAGCACCAUGAUGGGAACAGGUCGCUCCACCCUGCAGAAAAGAGUGAUGGCCUUAUUGAGAAGAAUCGAGCAUCCCACACCGGGGAACAUGGAGGCGUGGGAGGACACGUAUGCAAAGUGGGACCAGGCCACCAAACAGAUACUCAACUUCCCCAAAAACAAAGCUGAUGAUGGACAGCAGGAGUGGAUCAACAUGACAGGCUUCCUGUGUGCUCUGGGUGGGGUCUGCCUGCAGCAGCGCAGCACCCCCGGUCCCGCCACCUACAGCCCGCCCAUGGGCCCGCUGAAUGAGAGGAAGCCCUCCAUGAUCUCCGUAACACCCUGUGACAUGUCCGGCGCCGCAGCCGCCUCCUGCUCAUCGUCGGCUUCCAGCGAGACGCCGGUCAGCCGCUUCCUGGACCGGCUGCUUGCCCUGCUGGUGUGUGGCCAUGACAGGGUGGGCCUUCACGUCCGAACCAACGUUAAAGAUUUCUUGGGCCUGGAGCUGAGCCCUGCCCUCUACCCCAUGCUGUUCAACAAGUUAAAGAACAGCAUCGGGAAGUUCUUUGACACUCAGGGACCGGUUCCCAUCAAUGACACCAACACCCAGUUUGUGGAGCAGACCAUUGCCAUCAUGAAGAACCUGCUGGACAGCCACACAGAGGGUAGCUCUGAGCACCUGGGGCAGGCCAGUAUUGAGACCAUGAUGCUGAACCUGGUCAGGUAUGUGCGUAUCCUGGGUAACGUGGUCCAUGCCAUCCAGAUCAAAACCAAGCUCUGCCAGCUUGUGGAAGUGAUGAUGGAGAGACGGGACGACCUGUCGUUCUGCCAAGAGAUGAAGUUCAGGAACAAAAUGGUGGAGUACCUGACAGACUGGGUGAUGGGAACCUCCAACCAAGCUGCUGACGAUGACAUCAAGUGUUUGACCAGAGACCUGGACCAGGCUAGCAUGGAGGCAGUAGUGUCGCUGUUAGCUGGUCUGCCUCUGCAGCCAGAGGAAGGCGACGGCGUGGAGCUCAUGGAGGCCAAGUCUCAGCUCUUCCUGAAGUACUUCACCUUGUUCAUGAACCUGCUGAACGACUGCAGCGAGGUGGAGGAUGAAGGCCAGACAGCUGGAGGACGCAAGAGGGGCAUGUCCCGACGCCUAGCAUCUCUCCGUCACUGCACUGUGUUAGCCAUGUCCAACCUGCUCAACGCUAACGUGGAUAGCGGCCUCAUGCACUCCAUUGGUUUGGGUUACCACAAAGACCUGCAGACCCGAGCCACAUUCAUGGAGGUGCUGACCAAGAUCCUGCAGCAAGGCACGGAGUUUGACACUUUGGCAGAGACGGUGCUGGCAGACCGCUUUGAGAGGCUGGUGGAGCUGGUCACCAUGAUGGGGGACCAGGGAGAGCUGCCCAUUGCCAUGGCGCUGGCCAACGUGGUUCCUGGCUCCCAGUGGGACGAGCUGGCCAGAGUUCUGGUGACACUCUUUGACUCGCGCCACCUGCUCUAUCAGCUUCUGUGGAACAUGUUCUCCAAGGAGGUGGAGCUGGCCGACUCCAUGCAGACUCUGUUCAGAGGGAACAGCCUGGCCAGCAAGAUCAUGACCUUCUGCUUCAAGGUGUACGGCGCUGCGUACCUUCAGAAGCUCCUGGAGCCUCUGCUGAGAGGAGUCAUCACCACCCCAGAACACAUCAGCUUUGAGGUGGACCCCACCAGGCUGGAACCUGAAGAGAACCUGAAGGAGAACCAGGGGAACCUGCUGCAGAUCACAGAGCGCUUCUUCCAGGCCAUCAUCGGCUCAUCCAACGAGUUUCCCCCUCAGCUGCGCAGCGUCUGCCACUGCCUGUAUCAGGCUACUUGCCACUCUCUACUGAAUAAAGCAACAGUAAAAGAAAAAAAGGAAAACAAAAAAUCCGUGGUGAGUCAGCGUUUUCCUCAGAACAGCAUCGGCGCCGUGGGAAGCGCCAUGUUCCUGCGUUUUGUCAACCCCGCCAUCGUUUCUCCUUAUGAGGCCGGCAUCCUGGACAAGAAGCCCCCCCCCAGAAUAGAGCGAGGCCUGAAGCUCAUGUCCAAGAUUCUGCAGAGCAUUGCCAACCACGUGUUGUUCACGAAGGAGGAGCACAUGAGGCCUUUCAAUGACUUUGUGAAGAGCAACUUUGAUUCAGCAAGGAGGUUCUUCCUAGACAUAGCUUCGGACUCUCCACCCAGCGACUCGGUCAACCACAGCCUGUCCUUCAUCAGCGACGGGAACGUGCUGGCCCUCCACCGGCUGCUGUGGAACAACCAGGAGAGGAUUGGCCAGUACCUCUCCAGUAACAGAGACCACAAGGCUGUCGGCAGGCGACCUUUUGACAAGAUGGCGACCCUGCUGGCCUAUCUGGGGCCCCCAGAGCACAAACCGGUGGCAGACACUCACUGGUCCAGUCUCAAUUUGACCAGCUCUAAGUUUGAGGAGUUCAUGACCAGGCACCAGGUCCAUGAGAAGGAGGAGUUCAAGGCGUUAAAGACGCUCAAUAUUUUCUACCAGGCGGGAACCUCCAAGAAUGGGAACCCGGUCUUCUACUACGUAGCUCGCAGGUUUAAGACUGGCCAGAUCAAUGGGGACCUUCUCAUCUACCACGUUCUCCUGACCCUCAAACCCUAUUAUGCCAAACCCUAUGAGAUCGUGGUGGAUUUGACUCAUGUUGGGCCCAGCAAUCGCUUCAAGACUGAUUUCCUUUCCAAAUGGUUUGUGGUGUUUCCUGGCUUUGCAUAUGAGAAUGUGGCAGCUGUUUAUGUCUACAACUGCAACACCUGGGUGAGAGAAUACACCAAGUAUCAUGAACGUCUUCUGACGGGGCUCAAAGGCAGCAAGCGGCUGCAGUUUAUUGACUCCCCUGCAAAGCUGGCUGAGCACAUUGAGCCGGAGCAGCAGAAACUACCUGCAGCCACGCUGACCCUAGAAGAAGACCUCAAAGUGUUCCACAAUGCUCUCAAGCUGGCUCACAAAGACACCAAGGUGUCAAUAAAGGUGGGCUCCACGGCAGUUCAGGUGACCUCAGCUGAGCGGACCCGGGUACUCGGUCAACCGGUCUUCCUCAACGACGUUUACUACGCCUCAGAGAUCGAGGAAAUCUGUCUGGUGGAUGAGAGCCAGUUUACCCUCACCAUGGCCAACCAGGGCACGCCUCUCACCUUCAUGCAUCAGGAGUGCGAUGCCAUCGUGCAGUCCAUAAUUCACAUCCGGACUCGCUGGGAGUUGUCUCAGCCCGACUCAAUCCCGCAGCACACGAAAAUUCGACCCAAAGAUGUACCUGGGACUCUGCUCAACAUCGCCUUACUCAACCUGGGCAGCUCUGACCCCAGCCUCAGAUCUGCAGCUUACAAUCUGCUGUGCGCUCUGACUUGCACCUUCAACCUGAAGAUUGAGGGCCAGCUGUUGGAGACGUCCGGCCUGUGCAUCCCAGCCAACAACACCCUCUUCAUCGUCUCCAUCAGCAAGACUCUGGCAGCCAAUGAGCCCCAUCUGACGCUUGAGUUUCUGGAGGAGUGCAUCUCCGGCUUCAGCAAGUCCAGUAUUGAACUGAAGCACCUCUGCCUUGAGUACAUGACACCCUGGCUGCUAAACCUCGUCCGCUUCUGCAAACAUAACGAUGACGCCAAGCGCCAACGUGUCACUGCCAUCCUCGACAAGCUCAUUACCAUGACAAUCAAUGAGAAACAGAUGUAUCCCUCCAUUCAGGCCAAGAUCUGGGGAAGCCUGGGCCAGAUAACGGACCUGCUGGAUGUGGUGUUGGACAGCUUCAUUAAGACCAGUGCCACCGGAGGUCUGGGCUCCAUCAAAGCAGAAGUCAUGGCUGACACUGCUGUGGCUUUGGCCUCAGGCAAUGUCAAACUAGUCUCCAACAAGGUUAUCGGGCGCAUGUGUAAGAUCAUCGACAAGACCUGCCUGUCGCCAACGCCAACCCUGGAGCAGCACCUAAUGUGGGACGACAUCGCCAUCCUUGCACGCUACAUGCUCAUGCUGUCCUUCAACAACUCUCUGGAUGUGGCAGCACACCUGCCAUACCUGUUCCACGUGGUGACCCUGCUCGUAGCCACAGGGCCGCUGUCCCUGAGGGCGUCCACUCACGGCCUAGUCAUAAACAUCAUCCACUCCCUCUGCACGUGCUCACAGCUCAACUUCAGUGAGGAGACGAAGCAGGUCCUGAGGCUCAGCCUGACCGAGUUCUCGCUGCCCAAGUUCUACCUGCUCUUUGGGAUCAGCAAAGUCAAGUCGGCCGCCGUCAUCGCCUUCCGCUCCAGCUACAGAGACCGCUCCUUUUCCCCGGGGUCCUACGAGAGAGAGACGUUUGCUCUGUCCUCACUGGAGACGGUCACCGAGGCCCUGUUGGAGAUCAUGGAGGCCUGUAUGCGGGACAUCCCUUCCUGCAAGUGGUUGGACCAGUGGACAGAGUUGGCUCAGAAGUUUGCCUUCCAGUACAACCCGUCCCUGCAGCCCCGAGCGCUGGUGGUGUUUGGCUGCAUCAGCAAGAGGGUGACCCACAGCCAGAUCAAGCAGAUCAUCCGGAUCCUGAGUAAAGCCAGCCCGCUGCUCAGCAUAGACCGGGGUCUGGAGAGCUGCCUGAAGGGUCCAGACAACUACAACAGCCAGGUUCUGAUUGAGGCCACCGUCAUCGCUCUGACCAAGCUGCAGCCGCUCCUCAGCAAGGACUCCCCCAUGCACAAAGCUCUGUUCUGGGUGGCUGUGGCCGUCCUGCAGCUGGAUGAGGUGAACCUGUACUCUGCUGGAACUGCUCUUUUGGAGCAGAACCUGCACACUCUGGACACCAUGCGCGUCUUCAAUGACAAGAGUCCAGAGGAGGUGUUCAUGGAGAUCCGGUGCCCCCUGGAAUGGCACUGCAAGCAAAUGGAUCAUUUUGUGGGCCUUAACUUUGGAGCCAACUUCAACUUUGCUCUGGUGGGCCACCUGCUCAAAGGCUACAGACACCCAUCCCCCACCACCGUGGCGAGGACUGUGCGGAUCCUGCACACGCUGUUGUCUCUGAUCAGCAAACACUUGAAGUGUGACAAGUUUGAGGUCAACACCCAGAGCGUGGCUUACCUCGCCGCUCUCCUCACUGUGUCAGAGGAGGUGAGGAGCCGCUGCAGCCUCAAGCACCGAAAGUCCCUGCUCAUCUCAGACCUCUCCAUGGAUCCAGUGCCAAUGGACACGUACUCCAGUCAUAUCCCAGAUGCCACCUGCAGGACUCUACACGAGCCUCAGCCGUGGCCGUCGCCUCAGGUGUCAGAUCGCUGCUACCUUUCAGCCCAUCAGUACUCAACAGUUGGUCAAAUCAGUCCACGAACACGCAAAUCCAUGAGCCUGGACAUGGGCCAGCCAUCCCAGGCGAACACCAAGAAGCUGCUGGGCACCAGGAAGAGCUUCGAUCACCUUAUGUCUGACCUCAAGGCACCAAAGAGACCAGAGAUGGAGUCUGGAAUGACCACCCCUCCCAAGAUGAGGCGUGUGGCAGAGAACGACUUUGCCAUAGAGACCCAACGAAUCGGAAACUCUCACCUUCGCAAAGUGUCUGUGUCAGAGUCCAAUGUCCUGCUGGACGAGGAAGUUCUCACGGACCCAAAGAUUCAGGCUCUGCUGCUCACUGUGCUGGCCACCCAGGUGAAGUACAGCACCGACGACUUUGACCAGCGGAUUCUGUACGAGUACUUGGCUGAAGCCAGCGUCGUCUUCCCGAAGGUCUUUCCAGUUGUAUACAACUUGCUGGACUCCAAAAUCAACACUGUGCUGACCAUGUGCCAGGACACCAACCUCCUGAACCCCGUCCAUGGCAUCGUCCAGAGCGUGGUCUACCAUGAAGAGUCGCCCCCCCAGUACCAGCCUUCUUACUUACAGAGCUUUGGCUUUAACGGACUCUGGAGGUUUGCUGGACCCUUCUCCAAGCAAACCCAAAUCCCAGACUACGCCGAGCUGAUCGUCAAGUUCCUGGAGGCGCUGAUCGACAGCUACCUGCCGGCAGCGGAUGAGGAGCGAGGGGAGGAGCAACUGAGGACGCCCACCUCUCCCUACCCCCCCUCCAGCCAGAGCCAACUGAGCAUCACUGCCAACCUCAACCUGUCCAACUCCAUGACCUCACUGGCCACGUCCCAACACUCACCAGGAGGGUCUCAUGCACGGAGCAGAGCUUCAUCAUCGGGAAACCCGUCCAGACCCUGCAGUCCAGGUGUGGACAAAGAAAACGUCCAGCUGUCCCCCAGCUCCGCCCUUUCAAGCGGGGGCCGCACUCGCCACGGCUCAGCAAGUCAGGUGCAAAAGCAGCGCAGCGCCGGCAGCUUCAAGAGGCCCAGUAUCAAGAAGAUGGUGUGAAGGGCAGCAGACGUGGCUCUCUCUGCUCUUCAUCUUCUGGUUCCUCGUGGUCGUUGCUCUGGAAAAAGCGGCGGCGGUGGGACUUUUAUGCCGAGGAACGUGGCAGAGGACGAAGUCGAGUGGCUCUGCUGGGGAUUUUUCCUUUCCUGUCUUUAGUUUGGGACAGUGCGGCGCGUGUAGAGGCCGCGCUGUAAAUGUUUCUGCUGAUGGGAGAACCCAGGAGGUGGCCAAUCAACAGCAGACAGAGGCUGACCUUUGACAUGUGGGCGGAGCUCAGGAAGCAGCAACGAGCAGCUGGCUGUGUACAUAGAUGGACGUCCACGCCCCGUGGGUGUGUCGGGGCUUCCACGUGUGCAUUUUAUGGGAAGAUCGGGCAGGAGCACGGCGGCGCCCCCGCCUGCUCACGGCAGCGCCCCCGCCUGCUCACGGCAGCGCCCCCGCCUGCUCACGGCAGCGCCCCCUGCAGUAUUUGUCUGUAAAUUCCUGUUGUAACUUCCUUUUUAUUCCUCAACCCACAUGCUGUGACUGAAGUAUUGACAUCAUCACACCUCGUCACGGUUGCGCUCAUCACUCCUGCUGCAGUAAAACACGCCUGCUGCUGAUGGCGAGAAGAGUGUUCACGUCUCUCAUUUGCUCUGACUGCCCCCACCCCCGCAGCCAGAACUGUCACCACGUCAUGGACAACCUUGGCCUCCGUCCUCAGGAGCCUCACUGUCUGCGGUCUUCAGGUAUCUUCCAUUCUUCACCUGACAGCGCCGGCCCUCCCACAGGUGUGCACAGCUGAUGGCGUUCUGGACCUAUGACUGGGUUUGGUCUACAGAGCACUUCCUGCUUCUCGACCAAUCAGAGAGGAGUAUGCCGACCGAGAGGAUGUCUCGUGGAGGUCGGAGGUCAGAGCACGUACGGAGGACUCUUCAGAGACGUGGAAGUCAGUUCUGGCCACAGCUCCGCCCACUCAGCUGGGAUGCUGCAUGGGGAUUGGCUUGUGGAAAUCUACAGGUCUGAUAGAUUUGAGUUUGGGCUUGUAGAAAGUCGGUUCCUCGCCGCGGCUUCACUGACGUUCAGCGCCUGAAGGCUCGCCAUGUUGGACAGCGGGACGCCUGGAGACAGGCGGUCCACUUGCACUAAUUUAAGAACCGUCUGGUUUGUAAAAUGUGGCAUGUUUUAUUUGAUGUUAUGCAAAAUCUAACGUCUGUAGAGUUCUGGUCCGUUUUGUUUUUAAUGCCGUGUGUGACGACUGUAAAUACUUUGUGUACAAUUUGAGAUGGUAUAUUUACUACACUGUACAUAGCUGUGAUAUUGUAUCAUUUUGGUUUUGUAAAGCCCUUAGUUUCUGUAUAAUAAUACACAAAAUGGAACUAUUCCAGUGUUGGUAAUAAAAUGUUUUGCCCCUCG
Messenger RNA from Oryzias latipes (Japanese medaka), 10450 nucleotides. RefSeq names its product neurofibromin 1a (gene nf1a). The record is from RefSeq and is a predicted model, not a curated record. Gene Ontology annotation, biological process: regulation of GTPase activity. NCBI's taxonomy places the organism in Eukaryota, Metazoa, Chordata, Actinopteri, Beloniformes, Adrianichthyidae.